This is a messenger RNA of Trichosporon asahii var. asahii CBS 2479, 465 nucleotides long. RefSeq lists its product as uncharacterized. The record is from RefSeq and is a predicted model, not a curated record. The coding region runs from base 1 to 465 and encodes 154 amino acids. Lineage: Eukaryota; Fungi; Basidiomycota; Tremellomycetes; Trichosporonales; Trichosporonaceae. The transcript is spliced from 2 exons.
AUGUCCGAACAGAUCGAGAAGAUCGAAGUCGUCCAGGUCUCUGACACCCCCACCAUCGACGCCGUCGACAUCCAUCUCAACCAUGUCGCUUCCAUCGUGAUCGGAGCUAACGCCCAGAUUAUCGGCUUCACUCUCGCUAUCCUCGCCAUCACAGCAUCCCUCAGCGGCUACCGCCUCCUCCGCGGCCUGCAGCGCAGGCAAGAAGGCCGCUACACCCCCGGCGAGCAUCGCAUCCUCUGGGCCGUCCUCGUUGUUGCCUCAGCCUACGUCGGCCACAAGCUCUGGACCCGCCUGCACCUCGCCUUCCGCGUGCGCGACCUCUUCCUUGCACCUGCGUUUGCGGCCGGCUUCCUCUGGUGCGCGCAGUGGUGGCUGCGCGAGGAGCAGCUCCGCUACGCCGAGUACGACGCGCAGGACGCCAAGGCGAAGCAGGCCGCGAAGAAGGGAGGGAAGAAGGUCGAGUAG